Molecule: messenger RNA, 1526 nt
Organism: Nymphaea colorata (pocket water lily)
Lineage: Eukaryota; Viridiplantae; Streptophyta; Magnoliopsida; Nymphaeales; Nymphaeaceae
Product: aspartic proteinase CDR1-like
Exons: 1
Coding region: 31-1401 (456 amino acids)
Biological process (GO): proteolysis
Cellular component (GO): extracellular region
Molecular function (GO): aspartic-type endopeptidase activity
Source: RefSeq, a predicted model, not a curated record
CUUACUCAUCACUGUGAAAAUUCUAGCGCCAUGAACGCCUACACGAUCCUUUUCAACUUUUUUCUUGUUCUUUUCUUUCUGCAUUUUUCUCCUACCAACUCUGCUAGAACUGUUCUCAGCACUGGUCCCAAUGGUUUCUCUCUAGAACUCAUUCACCGGGACUCUCCUCGCUCUCCUCUCUAUGAUCCUUCUUCCACUUCCGCUCAGCAAGCCGAGCAGGCUGCUCUUCGCUCCAUAUCGCGCUCAGGCUACUUCGCCUCCGGAUUAACAGCAACGCCUUCUUCUUCUACCAAUGGCGUUGCUCAGAGCCCCGUCAGGCCGGGAAACGGCGACUACCUGGUGACCUUCUCUCUUGGCACUCCGUCCCACUCAUACUGGGCAAUUCUCGACACCGGCAGCGACCUCACCUGGACGCAGUGCCGCCCCUGCGAUUCCUGCACCGGCCGGAUCCUCUCCAUGUUCAACCCCCUCGCCUCCUCCACCUACAUGAACCAGGGCUGCGCCUCCACUGCCUGCAGUGACCUCCCUGCUCGAGAGAAGCACUGCAAUGCCAACAGCGUGUGCGGCUUCCGUCACACCUACGGCGACGGCUCCUCCGCGGGCGGGGACCUCGCGUCGGAGACCAUCUGGUUUGACGCUGGCGUUAAAUUUUCGAACGUCGCCUUCGGAUGCGUCCACGACGAACGCGGUAAUCUGGCCUUGCAUCAGGUCGCCGGCAUCGUAGGCCUUGGCGGCGGGUCUCUCUCGCUCAUCUCUCAGUUGGGCAACUCCGUCGGCAACAAAUUCGCUUACUGUCUCGUUCCGCCGACUGCGGGGAGCGCCACCGGGAAGCUCAAGUUCGGCGCGGCCGCCGUGUUCCCCGGCUCCGGAGCAUUGAAACAGACGCCCCUGUCCAGACAAGGCGAGCAGGGAACCUAUUACGUGCUGCACCUCGUUGACAUCAGCGUCGGGGGCAAAAGGCUCGACAUAGAAUCUAAAUCUUCUCCGAGCAUUGUACCGAUGAAGAGAAGUGGGAACGGGAUUGGUCUGAUGGUGAUAGACUCGGGCAGCACUCUGACGAUGCUGACGAAAGCCGUGUAUGCGGCGGUGGAGAAGCAAGUGUCUAGCGCUGUAAAUUUCGAAUUCGCACCUCCUCCGGCCGGUUAUGAACUCUGCUACAGAGCGGAUCCCAGCGACCUUAGAAAUUUUCCGGCGAUCACGUUCAACUUCGAGGGCGCCGACUGGACGGUGCCGGCGUGGAACGCGUUCGUGAGAGCAGGGGAGGGAGUGAUGUGCCUGGCGAUUGUGCCCACGGACGGAGUGAACGUGUUUGGGAACGUGGCGCAGCAGAACGUGUACGUGGAGUAUGAUCUUGGGAAGGGGGUGCUCUCCUUCGCUCCCACUGAUUGUACCAAGGCCUAAUGAAUUUUCCUCCUCCUGGUUUUUCUGCUUGUCUCCUUCUCUGUUCAGCAGUAGUUUCACUCUUGUAUUAGCGGUAGUUAAUCUAGGAGACGAUGGUAUAUAUAAAGACUUUGGCGUUUAAGAUA